GAAGAGGAAGAGGAAGAGGAAGAGUACGAGUAAAAUGGUGGGUGUGCUUUCGAACAAAAUCCAGAAGGACGAAUUAAAGCCUGGCGACCACAUCUAUUCUUGGAGACACUCGUAUAUCUACGCUCAUCACGCAUCAGGAAUAUAUGUUGGGAAUGGAACUGUGAUCCAUUUCACUCGGGGACCGGGUCAGGAAAUUGGGACAGGAACGGUGUUAGAUCGUUUCAUUUUCAGCUCGUCUCCAUCCGAUCCCUCCAAGCCCCCAUGCCCGAUAUGUGGUGAUCAGUCAAAGUCUGAUGGUGUCAUCUCUUCUUGCCUGGAAUGUUUUCUUUAUGGUGGUGAGCUAUAUCUGUUUCAGUAUAGUGUCUCACCAGCAAUGUUUCUUGCCAAAGCUCGUGGUGGAACGUGUACUCUUGCCCCUUCUGAUCCACCUGAAGAUGUCCUUCACCGUGCUGAAUAUCUUCUUCAAAAUGGUUUUGGUGCCUACAACAUUUUCAAGAACAACUGUGAGGAUCUUGCAAUAUACUGCAAAACAGGUUUGAUAGUCUUCACAAACAUUAGUGUUGGCCGGAGUGGGCAGUUAGCAUCUUAUUUAGCUGCUGCUAGUGCCGUUGUCUCAUCGCCACUUCGCUUUUUGACUACUGGCUUUGCUGGUCUUACAGCAGUGGGAUGUGGCAUUUAUUGUAUUAGUCGAAUUGUGUCCGAUAUUGGAGUACGACGUGAUGUCAUGAAAAUCCCCGUUGAGAGGCUUGUUACCCACUCCCGCUCAGAUAAGUCUGAAGCAGCAACUGAGACCCCGAACGAAGACUUAUCUGUUCAAACUGGAAGUGACUGUUAUGGUUAGCCAAUUCGCUCCCUUAUUGUGAUCGCCAGGGAGAAUUUAUUUAAACAUUAUUCUGCAGGCUUUCCUGUUAAAUGUUACCAUAGUUCCGUUUCCGUGUCUUUUUUUUUGUGCAUUUGAAAAUGUCAUGGUGGUGUGUGAAAAACUAGUCCAUAUUGGUGUACUUGGAGUUGCAUUUAUGUAAACUUGGUCCUCAGAGUUCUCUUGUUUAUUUUUCUUUUUCGUGA
This is a messenger RNA of Olea europaea var. sylvestris, 1065 nucleotides long. RefSeq lists its product as uncharacterized. The record is from RefSeq and is a predicted model, not a curated record. Bases 35 to 841 code for a protein of 268 amino acids. The transcript is spliced from 2 exons. NCBI's taxonomy places the organism in Eukaryota, Viridiplantae, Streptophyta, Magnoliopsida, Lamiales, Oleaceae.